AUGAGCGAGGAUAUUGGAGUGACCCGUUUCCGCGAGUAUUUGCAGGUUAAUACAGAACAACCAAAGCCAGAUUACGUUGCCUGUCGUGAUUUCCUGUUCAAGUAUGCUGACGAGUUAGGAAUCGAGAGAAGAUCGAUUGAAACAGCCCCAGGAACCUUCUUUGUCAUCAUGACUAUCCCAGGGUCUCGUCCAGAACUACAAUCCAUUAUGCUCUACUCUCACACAGAUGUGGUUCCAACUUUCCGCGAGUUUUGGACUCAUGAUCCUUACUCUGCGUUCAAGGAUGAACAGGGCAACAUCUUUGCUCGCGGAGCACAAGACAUGAAAUGUGUCGGAGUGCAGUACAUGGAAGCGUUGAGGAAUUGGUUCGCCAAAGGUGUUAAACAAUGGACUCGUACGAUUCACAUCGUUUGGGGGCCAGAUGAGGAGAUUGGACACAUUAAUGGAAUGAAGGGAUUUGCAGUGACGGAAGAGUUCAAAAAGCUGAACAUUGACUUUGCUCUCGAUGAAGGAAUCGCUUGUGAUGAUGACGUUUACAAGGUUUUCUAUGCGGAACGAAUCCCAUGGUGGGUGAAAGUCACGCUUCCAGGAAACCCAGGACACGGAUCCAAGUUUAUCGAGCAAACUGCAGUUGAGAAGCUACACAAGUUGAUCGCCAGCGUCGAUGAGUUCAGAAACGAGCAGAAGGCGUUGUUGGCUGGAAACCCAGAACUAACAGUUGGAGACGUCACAACUUCAAAUGUGACCAUUAUCAACGGAGGAGUUCAGGUCAAUGUUGUACCAGAGAAAUUCGAAGCAUACAUCGAUAUCCGUGUGACGCCACUGCAAGACUUGGACGUCAUCCGUGCUCGUGUUGAUCAGUGGGCGAAGGAUGCCGGAGAAGGUGUCACCUACGAGUUCAUGCAGUCCACUAAUCCAGCGGACAAGUCGACGGUCGAUUCCAAAACAUUCUCCAACUGCAAACUUAUUUCGCCUUCAACUAGAGAAGAUCCAUUUUGGGCGGCGAUCGAUGAUGGAUUGAAGAAAGAAGGGUGCAAGUACAAGAAAGAGAUCUUCAUCGGCGCCACAGAUUCCCGUUUCGUCAGAGCGCAAGGAAUUCGUGCUAUUGGCUUCUCGCCGAUUAUCAACACUCCGUCCCUUUUGCACGAUCACAACGAGUUUUUGAACGAGAAGACUUUCCUGAGAGGCGUUCAAAUCUAUGAGACUUUGAUUAACAACCUGGCCAACGUCAACUAA
Caenorhabditis briggsae is the source of this 1236-nucleotide messenger RNA. Bases 1 to 1236 code for a protein of 411 amino acids. Gene Ontology annotation, biological process: amino acid metabolic process. Gene Ontology annotation, molecular function: aminoacylase activity. Gene Ontology annotation, cellular component: cytoplasm. The record is from RefSeq and is a predicted model, not a curated record. The transcript has 9 exons. NCBI's taxonomy places the organism in Eukaryota, Metazoa, Nematoda, Chromadorea, Rhabditida, Rhabditidae.